AUGGAGCUUUUUAAAACCACAAUUUUGGUGCUUUGGAUAUUAUUGCUGUCAAGACAAAGGGACUGUACCGCCGAAGAAGUUGUCUUGCUGAAUUCUAAAGAGUCCCAGGCUGAGCUUGGCUGGACCUCAACCCCCUCAAAUGGAUGGGAGGAGAUCAGCGGCGUGGACGAGAAGUACAAGCCCAUCCGCACGUACCAGGUGUGCAACGUGAUGGAGGCGGCCCAGAACAACUGGCUGCAGACGGGCUGGAUCUGGCGGCGCGGCGGCCAGCGCAUCUUCGUGGAGCUGCAGUUCACGCUGCGCGACUGCAACUCCAUCCCCGGCGUGGCCGGCGGCACCUGCAAGGAGACCUUCAACCUGCUGUACGCCGAGUCCGACUGGGACCUGGGCCGCGUGGCCCGCGAGGACCGUUACACCAAGGUGGACACCAUCGCGGCCGACGAGAGCUUCACGCAGGGCGACCUGGGCGAGCGCAAGAUGAAGCUCAACACGGAGGUGCGCGAGAUCGGCCACCUGAACCGCAAAGGCUUCCACCUGGCCUUCCAGGACGUCGGGGCGUGCGUGGCGCUGGUGUCGGUGCGCGUCUACUACAAGCGCUGCCGCGGCACCGUGCAGAACCUGGCGGUGUUCCCGGACACGGUGGCGGAGGCCGCCUUCGCCACCCUGGUGGAGGUCCGGGGGAACUGCGUCAACAACUCGGAGGUGGACAUGGACAGCCCUCCCAGGAUGCAUUGCAGCGCGGAGGGCGAGUGGCUGGUGCCCAUCGGGAAGUGCAGCUGCAGCGCCGGCUACGAGGAGGGGCACAGCAGCUGCGAACCGUGCCCACCGGGCUCCUACAAGAUGUCGUCACGGCAGCAGGAGUGUUUCCCGUGCCCCGCCCACAGCGCGGCGGAGGAGGAGGGCUCGGUGGUGUGCAUGUGCGAGGCCGACCACUUCCGCACGCCCCUCGACAGCCCGUCCGCACCCUGCACACGGCCCCCGUCUCCGCCCCGUAACCUGGUGUACACCAUAAAGCAGGCCACCGUCAUCCUGGAGUGGGCGCCCCCCAGUGACACCGGUGGGCGCGGCGACCUGACCUACAGCGUGGGCUGCCGACGCUGCGUACGCGUCACUCCUUCAUCGUCCGGCAUCACUGGAUCAUCAUCAUCGUCAUCAUCGACGGCGGUGUCCGGCGGCGGUGGUAGCGGCGGAGGAGGAGGAGAUACUCAGUGCGAGCCGUGCGGGCCGAGCGUGGGGUUCGUGCCGCAGCAGAGCGGACUGACGGAGCGCACGGUGACGGUAGUGAACCUCUUGGCCAACGCCAACUACACCUUCACCGUGGAGGCCCUGAACGGGGUGUCCGAGCUGCUGCCCAACAAGCGCUUCUACACGCAGGUCAACGUCUCCACCAGCCUGGCAGCACCCUUCAUGGUGAGCGAGUUGCGCGCGGAGAAGAUUGAGCAGCGCAGCGUAACGCUGGUGUGGAGAGAGCCCAGCGCUCGCAACCGCAGCCGCACCGAGUACGAGAUCAAGUACUACGAGAAAGAGCAGAAGGACCAGCGCUACUCCACGGUGAAGACGGCGGCUACACGGGUCAGCGUCAGCAACCUGAAGCCCGGCACCACCUACGUCUUCCUCAUCCGCUCUUCCUCCUCUUCCUCCUCUCCGCUCUCGUCCUCUUCCUCUGCUACAUCGUCCUCCUCCUCUUCCUCCUCCUCCUCCUCCUCCUCUUCCUCGACGCUGGAUUAUGGGGCCUACAGUGCUCCCCUGGAGCUGCAGACGCUGGGAGAGUUGGCCCUGGCGUCCAGUGAGCAGAACCCGGUGGUGAUCAUUGUGGUGGUGUCUGUGGCCGCCCUCAUCAUGCUGCUCUCCCUGGGAGUAGGCCUGCUCAUAUGGAGAAGACAAUGUGGCUACAGCAAGGCCAACCAGGAGGGAGACGAGGAGCUUUACUUCCAAUUCAAGAUCCCCACCCGACGCACCUACAUUGACCCAGAUACCUGUGAAGACCUGGUGCAGGCUGUGCACGCCUUCGCCAAGGAGCUGGACAACUCCAGCAUCAAGAUCGAGAGGAUCAUGCAUACAGGUGACUUUGGAGAGGUGUGUCGCGGCUGUCUGAAGCUGCCCAGUAAGCGGGAGUUGCCGGUGGCCAUCAAGACGCUGCGGGCCGGCUGCUCGGAGAAGCAGAGGCGCUCCUUCCUGUCCGAGGCGGCCAUCUUGGGCCAGUUCGACCACUCCAACAUCGUCCGGCUGGAGGGAGUCAUCACCAGGGGAAACACUAUGAUGAUCAUUGUGGAGAGCAUGUGCAAUGGGGCCUUGGAUUCUUUCCUUCGGAAACACGAGGGCCAGUUGAGCAUCCUCCAGCUGAUGGACCUGCUGGGUGGGGUGGCGUCGGGCAUGAAGUACCUGACGGAGAUGGGCUUCAUCCACCGCAGGCUGGCGGCCCACAAGGUCCUGGUCAACAGCAACCUGCAGUGCAAGGUGUCCGGCUUCCGGCCGCUGCAGGACGACAAGAUCGAGGCAGUAUACACCACGCUGCAUGGUGGUAAGAGUGUGGUGUUGUGGAGUGCUCCAGAGGCCAUCCAGUACCACCGCUACAGCUCGGCGUCAGACGUCUGGAGCUUCGGCAUCGUCAUGUGGGAGGUCAUGUCCUUUGGCGAGCGACCUUACUGGGACAUGGGCAACGAAGACGUGAUCAAAGCUAUCGAGGAUGGCUUCCGGCUGCCGGCUCCCGUGAACUGCCCGGCGCCACUUCACCAGCUGAUGCUGGACUGCUGGCAGCGUGAGCGUAGCGAGAGGCCGAGCUUCAGCCAGAUACACAGCGCCCUCAGCAAGAGCAUCCGCGCACCCGACGCCAUCGGAUCCUCCACGCUGGCACGCAGGACCCUCAGUUCCUCCAUCUCGUUGGCGGAGCGCAGUUGCACGCUAGCAGAGCGCAGCUGCACGAUGCCCAGCUUCCCCUCCUUCAGCUCGGUGGGCGAGUGGCUGGAGGCGGUGGACAUGGGACGCUACAAGGACAACUUCACCGCCGCAGGCUACUGCUACCUGGAGUCGGUGGCACGCAUGACCGUACAGGAUGUCUUGAGUCUGGGCAUCACCUCUCUGGAGCACCAGAAACUGAUCCUGUCCGCCAUCCAGUCGCUGAGGGCCCAGGUCAUACAGAUGCACGGCCGAGGCGUGCAGGUUUAA
Engraulis encrasicolus (European anchovy) is the source of this 3165-nucleotide messenger RNA. RefSeq names its product ephrin type-A receptor 7. The record is from RefSeq and is a predicted model, not a curated record. Bases 1 to 3165 code for a protein of 1054 amino acids. Lineage: Eukaryota; Metazoa; Chordata; Actinopteri; Clupeiformes; Engraulidae. The transcript is spliced from 18 exons. Gene Ontology annotation, molecular function: protein binding; ATP binding; transmembrane-ephrin receptor activity. Gene Ontology annotation, cellular component: plasma membrane; dendrite. Gene Ontology annotation, biological process: ephrin receptor signaling pathway; protein phosphorylation; axon guidance.